Messenger RNA from Archocentrus centrarchus (flier cichlid), 1842 nucleotides. RefSeq names its product SGT1 homolog, MIS12 kinetochore complex assembly cochaperone (gene sugt1). Lineage: Eukaryota; Metazoa; Chordata; Actinopteri; Cichliformes; Cichlidae. Gene Ontology annotation, molecular function: protein-folding chaperone binding. The record is from RefSeq and is a predicted model, not a curated record.
UAAAGAUCCUAGUGCUGGGAGGCUGAAGGGUAGCAAUGUUUUUCCCUGUCGUCAGAAAGGCCAUUAAGGGGAGUAGCGGCAGCGUGAGCCGUGCGCAGCCGGAUGUUGACAGGCCCUCUGCAGCGUUUGAGCUGUGGCUGUUGCCGCUAUCACGUUUCCCGUAGUCUCCACGUCUAGAACUUUCCUGUCACUCCAGAAACAGCGCACAUCCGCAGAAACCGAUGGCAGCCGAACGCAGCUUCCCCGAUAGCUUCAUUGACGAAGAUCCACAGAAAGCGCUGCAGGAGCUUAACGAGGCCUUGCAAGGAGACUCGGACAACGCUGAGUGGUUCUGUCAGCGUGCCUAUGCCCACAUACUGCUCAAUAACUACAGGUGUGCUGCUGAUGAUGCCAAGAAAGCACAACAGCUAAAGCCCAGCCUUCCUCGCUUUAUGCGAACAGGAAUAGCUGAAUACCACCUGAACAACUAUGAGUCAGCGCAUGCAGCCUUCACUCAGGGACACCAGCUGGAUGCUUCUGACAAAACCUUUGAGGUCUGGAUCAAGCGGUGUGAGGAGACGAUGGAAAAUAAGACACAAAACGACGGCAUCAACAUGCAGACACCAGCAGCUCCACCUGUGAAGUACGACUGGUACCAAACAGAAUCUCAAGUCAUUGUCACAGUGAUGGUGAAAAAUGUACCCAAGGAUGGCGUGCGAGUCAACUUCAUGGAAAAAGAGAUGUCUGCCACGAUACAGCUGCCAUCAGGGGAUAACUACAACCUCCACCUCCACCUCCUGCACCCUAUUGUUUCCCAACAGAGCAGCUUCAAGGUCCUCACCACCAAGGUGGAGAUCAAGAUGAAGAAGACAGAAGCCAGCAGAUGGGAGAAGCUGGAGGGAGAAGGACACGAGUCCAACAUCAAACACUUCAAUCCAAACCAGUACCCUACAUCGUCCCACUACACCUGCAAAUGGGACAAGUUGGUGGUGGACAUAAAUGAGGAGGAGAAAAAUGAGAAGCUGGAAGGCGAUGCAGCGCUCAACAAGCUCUUCCAGCAAAUCUAUUCCGAUGGUUCGGACGAGGUCAAACGAGCCAUGAACAAAUCCUUUAUGGAGUCAGGUGGUACGGUCCUGAGCACCAACUGGAGAGAUGUAGGCAACAGAAAAGUGGACGUGAAACCACCCGAUGACGCAGAGUAUAAGAAGUUCUGAGCACCUCCCCCCCACCCCCACCCCCCUUAACAUCAUCUUUCCUCACAUCUGUCCACCUGAGCUCCGGCGGGACUCGUCGUUGCUCUGCAGCCUGCAUGGCAGCCCGCUGCUUCGCCUCUUCCUUGUCAUUGCUCUGGUGUUUUUCACUAAGUGCAGGGAGCCGCAGGGAUCCCACUAUCACCUGAACAAACCACAUAUGGCCUCCUCGCUACAAUAAAUGCGGUCAGUUAAUUAAGAUAAUCUGUUGAACGGAUUGACUCACGUUACUUGAUUUCUUUUAAAGGCCAAUGAACUCAAAAGGGAGCUGAGAUCUGGCUUAAAAUGGGGCUGACAAAUAAAAUGCUUCACUUCUACUUUCCCGUCUUUCCACUAGACACCCACAGCCUUUCUAUUUGGAAGCCUUUUAUGACUUGUUAUAUCAGUGCUUGUAUAAAAUGUAAAGUUGCUAAAACAUAUGAGAUGUUGAAACACAGUUCAAACUAACAAUGAAUGUGUUUCACGACUCGAGCUCUUUUUUUCUCCCUCUUUUGAACUCCGUAAAAACAGCAAACUGACUUGUCUGGAAUCUCUUUGACAUGUCUGGCUCACCACUGGUCGUUCCCUCGGUGGGAUUCAAGCUUCGGUGUAAAUAAAAGAUUUGGCUCACAAA